Messenger RNA from Acanthosepion pharaonis, 1479 nucleotides. Lineage: Eukaryota; Metazoa; Mollusca; Cephalopoda; Sepiida; Sepiidae. The record is from the annotation of a GenBank genome assembly.
AUGACUGCAGUUCCAGAACCCAUUAGGAACCCGGAGAUUAAAUUUACCCAGAUUUUCAUCAAUAACAACUUCAUUGACUCUGAAAGUGGCAAGACUUUCUCAACUCUCAACCCUUGCACUGGAGAACCUAUAUGUCAGGUUCAGGAAGGAGAUAAAGCUGAUGUUGAUAAAGCAGUAGCAGCAGCCAAGGCAGCCUUCAAGAGGGGUUCACCAUGGAGACGAAUGGAUGCCAGCAAGCGUGGUACUCUACUCUAUAAACUCAGUGACUUGCUGGAAAAGAACCUCACCUACCUAGCUAGUCUAGAGACACUUGACUCUGGCAAGCCAUACAAAGCAGUUUAUGGUGAGCUUGGCUUUGCAAUAAAUGUACUACGUUACUAUGCUGGCUGGGCUGACAAAAUUGAAGGAAAGACAAUUCCAGUUGAUGGAGAUUUCUUCUGUUACACUCGUCAUGAACCAGUUGGCUUGUGUGGCCAAAUUAUUCCUUGGAACUACCCAAUUCCUAUGUUUGUCUGGAAAAUUGGUCCUGCUUUAGCAUGUGGAAAUGUAUGCAUCCUGAAACCUGCUGAGCAAACUCCGCUAACUGCCUUGUAUCUUGGUCAUCUCAUUAAUGAGUCUGGAUUCCCACCUGGUGUAGUUAACAUUAUACCUGGAUAUGGGCCAACAGCUGGUGCUGCAAUCUCUAAUCACAAAGAGAUCAAUAAAGUAGCUUUCACUGGAUCUACUGAGGUUGGACAAAUUGUAAUGCAAGCAGCAGCAAAAUCGAAUCUAAAAAGAUGCUCUCUGGAACUUGGUGGCAAGAGUCCAAAUGUUAUUUUUGCAGAUGCUGACAUUGAUAUGGCUGUUGAAGAAGCCCAUGAAGCAGUCAUGACCAACAUGGGUCAGUGUUGUGUAGCUGGCUCUCGGACUUAUGUACAGGACACCAUUUAUGAUGAGUUUGUCAAGAAGAGUGCAGAACGUGCACAACACAGAAAGGUUGGCGAUCCCUUUGACUUAUCAACUGAAAAUGGGCCUCAGAUUGAUAAGGACCAGCUUGAUAAGAUUCUUGACUUGAUCAAGAGUGGUCAGAAAGAAGGUGCUAACUUGAUAUGUGGUGGAGUCAGAAAAGGGGAAAAAGGUUAUUUUAUACAACCAACAGUAUUUGCUAAUGUCUGUGAUGACAUGAGAAUUGCUAAAGAGGAGAUCUUUGGACCAGUUCAGCAAAUAAUAAAAUUCCAUGACAUGGAGGAAGUAAUUGAACGUGCUAACACAACACAUUAUGGACUUGGUGCUGCUAUUUUUACUAAAGAUAUUAAUAAAGCCAUGACUUUUACUAGUGCUGUAGAAGCCGGUAGUGUCUGGGUGAAUGCUUAUGAUGCAGUGUUCCCACAGUCUCCUUUUGGGGGAUUCAAAAUGUCUGGAAUUGGAAGAGAACUAGGUGAAUAUGGUUUACAUGAGUACACUGAAGUAAAGAAUGGUAAGUAUAACUUUUUUUUCUAA